Messenger RNA from Pseudogymnoascus verrucosus, 2592 nucleotides. RefSeq lists its product as uncharacterized. The record is from RefSeq and is a predicted model, not a curated record. The transcript is spliced from 6 exons. Bases 178 to 2190 code for a protein of 670 amino acids. Lineage: Eukaryota; Fungi; Ascomycota; Leotiomycetes; Thelebolales; Thelebolaceae.
CGAAAGUGAAUUUCUGCCUGAAGACAAAACUCUAGCACGUGCCUCCAGCUCGCUGACACCGCAUACUCAGCCACACGAUGGCACAUAUUCUAGCCUUGAAUUAUAUCCUCUCAAUGCUUCUCCUACAUGCCAUGCCACGCUUAACGUAAUCGGGUUCAUCCUUCUUCACAAGACGUUAUGGACCCACUAAGCAUCACCGCCAGCAUUAUCGCCAUCCUAGACCUCACAACCAAAGCAAUCCAAUAUCUCGGCGACGUUAAGGAUGCCCCCAAAGCCCGUGCGAGCCUCGCAAUCGAAGCCUCGAACCUGUACUCGCUCCUCAUGAACCUACGAUACCGGCUUGAAGAGGGACGAUCUAAUGAGGCGUGGUACACGGCGGUGAGGUCGCUCGGGGUGCAAGGUGGGCCGCUUGAUCAGUAUAAGGAUAUGUUGGAACGGAUUCAGCAUAAGCUUGGCGGUGGGGGGAGUUGGAUUAAGGAGGUGGGACAGUCGCUGGUGUGGAAGUUUAGUAAGGAGGAGGUUAGGGGGUUGUUUGUGAGUAUGGAGGGCUUGAAAGGAUUGAUUGCGGUUGCGCUGGAGAUGGAUCACUUCAAAUUGUCGCAGGCGAUCAAAAGCGCGGUGGAUUGUCAGGGAAGGGAGUUGUCGCUUCAGAUCGAUGGUCUCGCUCAGGAUUUUCGGGACGAGAAGUUUAUGCGUGAGCAGGAGAGUAUUGAUGGCCUUCAUCACGAACUCUGCGGUUGGCUCAGUCCUUGUAAUCCGGAGAUGUUACAUUUGAAAGCCUGUGGACACCACCAUAGUGGUACGAGUGGGUGGUUCCUCGAAGGCUCGCUCAAAUGGCUGGUUCAAAAUAAGUCAGAUUCGUCUGCGAUACUGCUGCUAAAGGGAACCUCCGGAACUGGCAAGAGUACUCUCAUGUCACAGGCUAUUAAACAAGCCAAAUCCGACGUGGGACAGGACCCGGUCCUCUACUUCUACUGCUCUUUCGACGACCAGGCUACUCAGGAUCCAGUUAACAUUCUCGCUUCUUUCAUUGUCCAGCUUUCGCACCAGGUACCUGAGCUACUCGACGACUUUAUGCCAGAAUAUCUCAAGGCGAAACAACACUCUACACCUGCGCAAUUAUCAAUAGAGCAACUCGAAAAGAUUUUCAUGGCGCAUACGCGAAGUCUACCUCACGUGUUUUUGUUUCUUGAUGCCGUCAAUGAAUGUCAGGAUGCCUCCGCCAUUUCUGAUCUCCUCGUUCGACUAGCACUUCGCUGUAGCAAUCUCAGGAUGCUCAUUACAAGUACUCGGGAGUUAAACAAUCCCGAACCGAGUGGUACGCUUCAAACUCUAGUAGUGCAAAUGGACUCAAGUAGCGUGACUAAAGAUAUAUCCAUCUUUGUCGAUGACAUGCUUGCACUAGAUCAAGGAUUAAGAAACGUUACUAUGGAACUGAAAGCUGAUAUUAGAUCAACGGUGAUAAGUAACUCAGACGGCAUGUUCAGGUACGCUAGGUGGCUUAUGAACCAUCUCGCCGAGCAAAGGACCGGAAGAGCCAUAAGGAAGGCUCUUACUGAAAUGCCUACCAGUUUGAACGAAAUGUACGCCAUGCUUCUAAACAGAAUACCCAAAUCAUCUCCCGAUCGCGAACUCCUCCGCCGCUGCCUCGUAUGGCUUUCUUUCUCAACCAGGCCUCUGAGGCUAGCAGAGCUGGCUGAGGCAGUUAUUCUGGAGGACACUAGCGAGAAUGUCGAUAGCGACGACAGACUGCAUUCGCCGGAGAUCCUUCUUGAUAUAUCGCAGGGGCUGUUUGAGGUUGAUGGUAACAGUGGACGAGUUGCUCUUGCGCAUUCAUCUGUGAAAACAUUCCUGCUCUCUAAGUGGAUACAAAAUACCUCGGUUGCGGAUUUUUCGAUGGAUGACGCGAAGGGGCAUGGUGAAAUUAUUCGUUUGUGUCUGACCUACCUGACACUUUCUGGAUUUAUUAGUGGAUGGGGAGAAACAAUGGAGGUUACGGAAACUAGAUUCAAAGAAUAUCCUCUCCUCGAAUACGCCGUUGAAAACUGGCUAGGCCAUUCAAAAAUCGCCAAUUACGAGUUCCAGAUGUGGUCCAAGGUGACCGAAAACACUAGUUCCCACCACCUAAAUUUAGGUAUGCGGACCCUCGAAUGGUGGGCAGGCUAUCACUGGGGGCGUUCAAAUUUUUAGGGAACCAGAGUCGAUCUUAGAAAUAUGGACUUCGGACGCGGAAAUCAGGUCGCGCAUGGAUCCGGCGUAGAUUAGGCCAAUGGGUUUGACGGGCAUCGCGUGGCUUACUUCGAAGUAGUCGAGCGCCGCAGUGACCGUGGCCGGAUCUACGAACUUGCUGUGUCACAUCCUAGAGGCCAUUGUAAGAAGCAUUGUGGUCUUCAGAAUUUAGAAGAGUGGGCUGUUAACAGCUUGAAGGUUAACCCACCCCUACGGCAAUUUGUGCUGCUGCAGUUUAAACCUAAGUAAUUUACAAUAAUUUAGUAGGGUUGUUUAAAUAGUGCAAGGUGUAAGGCUAAGGAGGAGAAACUGUUAGGACUAAGCUCUUGUUAAUAGAGUCUCAUAGUGGCAGCAGUGCAGGAU